GCAACCAGUGAGAUGAACACUGCAGAAGACUGGGGUCUUAUCUUGGACAUCUGUGAUAAAGUUGGGCAGUCACGCACAGGGCCUAAGGACUGUCUCCGUUCUAUUAUGAAGAGAGUAAACCAUAAAGAUCCCCAUGUUGCUAUGCAAGCAUUAACACUUCUAGGAGCAUGUGUAUCAAACUGUGGUAAAAUCUUUCAUUUAGAAGUCUGUUCAAGAGAUUUUGCCAGUGAAGUGAGCAAUGUGUUGAAUAAGGGUCAUCCAAAAGUUUGUGAAAAGCUGAAAGCCCUUAUGGUGGAAUGGACUGAUGAAUUCAAGAAUGACCCACAGCUUAGUUUAAUAUCUGCUAUGAUAAAAAAUCUUAAGGAGCAAGGAGUUACUUUCCCAGCUAUUGGUUCACAGGCUGCUGACCAGGCAAAAGCAAGUCCAGCUCUAGUUGCCAAAGAUCCUGGUACAGUAGCCAACAAAAAGGAAGAGGAAGACUUAGCUAAAGCUAUUGAACUGUCACUCAAAGAACAAAGGCAACAGCAAACAACACUUUCCGGUUUGUAUCCGAGCACCUCCAGCCUUUUGACAAAUCACAAACAUGAGGGCCGUAAGGUUCGUGCAAUCUAUGAUUUUGAGGCUGCUGAAGACAACGAAUUAACUUUUAAAGCUGGAGAACUUAUAACUAUCCUUGAUGACAGUGAUCCAAAUUGGUGGAAAGGUGAAACUCAUCAGGGCAUAGGAUUGUUUCCAUCUAAUUUUGUAACAGCUGAUCUUUCUGCUGAGCCAGAAAUGAUGAAAGCUGAGAAGAAAACAGUGCAGUUCAGUGAUGAAGUUCAAGUAGAGACAAUAGAACCUGAGCCUGAACCAGUUUAUAUUGAUGAAGAUAAAAUGGACCAACUCUUGCAGAUGUUACAAAGUGCGGAUCCAUCUGAUGACCAGCCAGACCUCCCAGAGCUGCUUCAUCUUGAGGCAAUGUGCCACCAGAUGGGACCUCUCAUAGAUGAAAAGUUGGAAGAUAUAGACAGGAAACAUUCAGAACUUUCAGAGCUCAAUGUUAAAGCCAUGGAGGCACUUUCUUUAUAUAACAAAUUGAUGAAUGAAGAUCCAAUGUAUUCCAUGUAUGCAAAGCUACAAAACCAACAGUAUUAUAUGCAGUCAUCUGGUGUUUCUGGCUCUCAGGUUUAUCCGGGGCAACCUCAAAGUAAUGCAUAUUUGGUGGCAGGGAGUGGACAGAUGGGCCAUAUUCAAGGCUAUAAUCUUCCUCCUGAACAGCUCUCUUCUCUCAGCCAAGGCACAGUUACUCCAUCUGCCAGCUCAGUACUUCCUGGUCAGCCUGCACAGACAUCUUACACAAA
Pterocles gutturalis (yellow-throated sandgrouse) is the source of this 1340-nucleotide messenger RNA. It is a transcript of the gene STAM, whose product is annotated as signal transducing adaptor molecule (SH3 domain and ITAM motif) 1. Gene Ontology annotation, biological process: protein transport to vacuole involved in ubiquitin-dependent protein catabolic process via the multivesicular body sorting pathway. The record is from RefSeq and is a predicted model, not a curated record. NCBI's taxonomy places the organism in Eukaryota, Metazoa, Chordata, Aves, Pterocliformes, Pteroclidae. The transcript is spliced from 12 exons. Gene Ontology annotation, molecular function: ubiquitin binding; phosphatidylinositol binding. Gene Ontology annotation, cellular component: ESCRT-0 complex. The annotation marks the transcript as partial.